AUGUUUGGUUCAAUCAAGUCAUAUAUUACAAAUAAUGUUACAUCAUUAUGUUUAAAUUCAAAUAGUACUUUGGCAAAUCAAAUUAGAAAUAUAUCGACAUACAAACAGAAAACUAAACAAGCAUGUUCAAAGAGAUUCAUGUUGACAAAGUCAGGUAAUGUAAAGUUUCACCCACGUUCCAAUCCCGGAAAAGUCUACUACGUCACUGGUACCCCCGUUGUCAAGACAUUCAGAAAUGCUUUAUUCGCACAGAAAUACACUAAAUCAAGUUUAUACCCAAUCGAAUGGAACGAAACUAGAGUAGAGAUCACUGAAUAUUUCGAAGAUGAAGAACCACAACAAUAA
This is a messenger RNA of Heterostelium album PN500, 345 nucleotides long. Its product is annotated as bL35 family ribosomal protein. The coding region runs from base 1 to 345 and encodes 114 amino acids. Lineage: Eukaryota; Evosea; Eumycetozoa; Acytosteliales; Acytosteliaceae. The transcript is spliced from 2 exons. The record is from RefSeq and is a predicted model, not a curated record.